Molecule: messenger RNA, 2182 nt
Organism: Tigriopus californicus
Lineage: Eukaryota; Metazoa; Arthropoda; Copepoda; Harpacticoida; Harpacticidae
Product: zwei Ig domain protein zig-8-like
Exons: 7
Coding region: 932-1963 (343 amino acids)
Biological process (GO): synapse organization
Cellular component (GO): neuron projection membrane
Source: RefSeq, a predicted model, not a curated record
UUGGGUAGUCGGAGAGUGGCCAAGAAGGCGUAAUCUGAAUAUCUGCAUCUCUGCGUGGAACAGCAACAACAACGACGGACAUCGAGCACCAAACAAUGAGCGCCGGACUCGCCGAGACUCGGAACAACGAGGCAGAAACAGAAGGCUCAAACACGGUGAUGAACCACUCGAAUGGGCCAAGUGCAAUCAUAUAGGAUCGAUGUGCCAGUCAAUGAUGGACUUCCAACUGCCCAGCACCAUUCAUGGCCAAAAAAAAGUAUUCUGCGUGCUUACUCCAGAACGGCUUUUACCGAGAAUGGUCAGUUCUGGGUCAAUCUCCAAUCCAGAAAGUGAAUGAGUGAGUGCCAGUGGGUACGAGUGAAAACCAACCAGUGAGUGAAGAAACAAGGUGAAUAAGAAUUAGGUGCAAGUGCCGAAGACCCAGGAAUUGUUCGAAGAGCAGGGUAUACAUUUUCCAUUUCGCUCUUUUUGCGUGCUGUGGUUGCAAUUUGCACACUUCUCUUUGGUGAAAUGCAGAUUCACCUUCAUCUGCGAGAACUUUGCCUCAUGAGCGAACUUUAAUGCAGAAGUCACGAGCCGAUCUGCCAGUGUUCCGGGGUAGUGGCUUUUUUCCAAGGCAGAGUUGUUCCAAAAGUCUUUUUUCCUACCAAUGUUAAACGGUGUGCCCGACCGAGUGGGGAAAUUGGAAGCUUUCAUGAGGGAUUAGACAUCGCCGAGGCGGAACUGGUUCAAAUUGGUGGAACAAUAGUGAGUGGGUAUAAGUUCCACAAACGGAAAACGAAGAAUCGCCUCGUUUGUGGAAUUGAACGUCAUGAUCAGCUAAAGAUUGAAGAGAGCCCUUACGUAUAGUUUCUCUUUUCCCAUUUCGUACGUACGUAGUUACGUACGUAGGUACGUUCGACAUCGAACUACUACAUCGAAGCAAAUCAAGAUGAAACUUCCAAAGCCCAUUCAAGCCCGACGGCUUUAUCCUCAUUACAUCUUAAUUCUAUUUUGGAUCAGCGACACAGUCAGCAACGGAUCGCCUUGGGACUGGCAAGGUGGGAAUGUCCGAUAUUCUACCGUCCAAACAGACUCGUCCCAAGACCUGCCCAACGACAGCGAUCCCAUUUCCCUGGAGGUCACCACCAACGUCACCGUGUUCGAAGGCGAAACGGUCCAUUUACCAUGUCGAGUCAGGAAUCUCGGCGAGUACACCGUCUCGUGGAUGCGUGGUCGAGACAUGAGUGUGGUGUCCGUGGGCCACGUGACUUUCAGUUCGGACAAACGCUAUCAUGUGGUGCACGUCCCAAGGCCGAGACUGAAUGCAGCCGACUGGAACUUGGAGAUUAAAGACGUGUCUCAAAAGGACUCGGGGUGGUACGACUGUCAAGUGAACACUGAGCCCAAAAUUAGCAAUAAGAGUUACCUCGUGGUUCAAGAGAGGCUACCUUGGAUGUUGGAGGGAAUCAGCCGUAAGCUCCAAGAUGCUCCAGCCAGGUCUAGGGAGACGGUCUCCGAGCUGUUCAGCUCUACCACCGAUCCGUUCGCGUCAAUAUCCGGACCGCCGAUGAUCCGGAUGCCCGUGGGCCACAUUCUCACGCUGGAGUGCACCCUCUCUCGACUCCCGGCACCCCCGUCCAAUUUUUAUUGGACGCACAACGAGGCUGUGAUAACUCCCAAAGACCGAAGUGGCGUCAGUCUCGAGUCCGAGAAGUUGUCCGGGGUGUCGCACUCCAAAAUCGUGAUCGUCGACCUCAAACCCGAGGAUGCGGGGACCUAUGCUUGCAUCAGCGAUUUGACGCCCACAGCCCAGGUUCAGGUGGUCAUUGAUUCCGCCGAUGACCAUUCCGAAGCAUUGGCAUCCCGAGUGUCCUCGAGCUCGAUUCCUCCGAGUAGCAUUUCCAUCCUGCUUUUCGUUAGCGGAUCCAUCGCCGGGUCGCUCUCCAAAUGGAGGGUUUCCACUCUCGAGCAACCAGUCUAGAAGCAAACAUGGAAGCGGAAAAAAAGAGAAGACGAGGAGAAGAAGAAGAAGAAGACAGAGAGACGAACAAGAAAAAAGGGUUCAAAUUGAAUUUUCGAAGACUUAAGACUGCCCUAGGGAGUACACAGAGCACCACACAUACACACACAGACACACACACACACACACAUAGAAAGAGAGCCUCACCUAGGUCAGAUUGACAAAAGCGCAGAUGACGAA